Molecule: messenger RNA, 294 nt
Organism: Penicillium malachiteum
Lineage: Eukaryota; Fungi; Ascomycota; Eurotiomycetes; Eurotiales; Aspergillaceae
Exons: 1
Coding region: 1-294 (97 amino acids)
Source: RefSeq, a predicted model, not a curated record
AUGAAGCUUGUGCUAGAAGGGCUAGAGGAGAGCUGUCAGUCAAUUGAAGGUAUGCGACGAGGAGCCGAAAUCUCUCUUUUUCAGGGCUAUUCAGCUCCAACUCAACCCUUCGAUUCGACUGGUGAGCUUCUCAUUAUUGACCACGAUAGUGAUGAGUCUACACGCAAAACUAUACACCAAUCGCCUAUGACGCAAAGCGGUCCUCCUCUAGAAGCCGACGAUCUUCAGCCCGAAUUCAUCUCACAUCUCAUGGUUCACUCGCAGGCCCCUGAGAGUCCCAGAAACUGGGACUAA